Diaporthe amygdali is the source of this 1392-nucleotide messenger RNA. RefSeq names its product lpha beta hydrolase fold-3 domain containing protein. The transcript is spliced from 3 exons. Lineage: Eukaryota; Fungi; Ascomycota; Sordariomycetes; Diaporthales; Diaporthaceae. Bases 1 to 1392 code for a protein of 463 amino acids. Gene Ontology annotation, molecular function: hydrolase activity. The record is from RefSeq and is a predicted model, not a curated record.
AUGAAGUACAUGGCCCAAGGAGUGAAAAAUGGGUACAGAUUCAAUUCAUCGUUUGAAAUCCAACAACACGCGUCGCUCUUGGAAACCUCGAGAUUGCAUCGAGGGCGGACAAGUCACCCAGUCCCGGGCGCUCAGGAAGGGCUGUUCUUUCUUAGUGCUGUGACGUUGCACAAGCUCUCUGCUCGGUCAGGUCUUUGUGAUACUCUUCUAAUGAAAGGUCGAGCAGGCUUGGCGCGCUAUCCCUAUCAGGGCGUGCCGGGCAACUCGGAUGCGGCAGAGUUCCGCCGGACAGGGGCCGAUGCCGGAUGUAUUGCGACUAGAUACACCAUCGUCAACCCCUUUCACCCGUCUGUGGUCGACAAAAUCGACCCUGACUUUGCUAGGAUCUACAACCUCUACCAAGCUCCGACUUUGCGGGCUGAUCAAGUGCCGUACGAGGAAUAUAACAAGGAUCGAGCAAAGUACACGUUUCCUACUUAUAAGGUCGAAGGCCCGUGUCCAGAUGUCGGUAGCACCACAGUACACAAGAUCCCGGCAACACAACCGGUGGGAGAAAUCUCCGUACAAAUUAUCAAGCCAACAAGCGAUGCCAUCGCUCAAGGCGGGCUGAGCAACAACGGCCGUCUCCCCGCGUACCUUGACUUUCACGGCGGCGGCUUCGUGAUUGGGAAUCUGGCCACCGACGAGCUCUUUUGCAAGAACACCGCCCAAAAGGUUGGCUGCGUCGUUGUCAACGUCGAAUACCGAACAUCUCCCGAGUAUCCUCACCCCACACCGGUACUGGACAGUUUCAAUGCGCUGAAGUGGGUUGUCAACAAUGCUGACACUCUCGACAUCGACACGUCCCGCCUUGCCGUUGGAGGCUUCUCUGCGGGCGGAUGUAUCGCCGCUGCGCUGGCUCUUAUGGCAAGGGAUGAUCCGGCCAUCCCACCGCUAAAGCUCCAGCUACUGGUUGUGCCUGUUUUGGACGCAAGAUUCGUGCCGGAGGAGGGCUCGUGCGACCCUAAGACGGUUCCUUACGAGAGCUAUGUGAGUUUGGAGCACGCUCCGUGCCUGCCACUCAAUCGUCUGCGGUGGUUCUACAAUCUAUGGCUCGGAAGGGGCAAAGAGAGGAUUGAAAAGGCCAACGACUUCCGAGCAUCCCCAAUGGUAGCGGGCGAUUUCUCAAACCUGGCUCCUGCCAGCAUACAUUCUGCCGAGAUAGACCCAUUGGUGGAUGAGGGCAAAUUAUACCACGACAAGCUUGUGGCUGCAGGAACACCCAGUGGCCUGCAGGUGUACAAGGGCGUCGGACAUCCGUUUGGUCACUGGGUUGGUGAGCUGCCCGCUGCAAGGGAGUUCUACAAGAACGCGCACUCGGCAUUGCGGGCUUCUUUCACAGUCAGCCAAUAG